AUCUAAAUCUUAUGUCCACUUUUUUGUAUGUAUUUAUUUAUUUAUUUAUUGUCUGGGUUAUGUUUGUAUGGGGGGAAAGUAGCCCUCUUGAGAGAUUGGCCUCUCUGAAAUAACCUGUAUUAUAUCUCUGUUGCUUGUGUUUGCACCGUCGCAGUAAUGUGCUGAGAUAAAACCGUUCUGCUCUGUUUUUUUGGCUGGUAGUGUUAGUGGCUGUAGUGGGAAGAAUAUUUUCUGGCGUUUAUUAUAGGCUCAUGUCGGUGAUGUGCAGAUAAGGGGUUUAAAAUUAUAAAAAAAGGAAAGCGUUUCGUUUCGCAUGGUGAAUUUUGUCAGUCAUGGUUUCUGUACAAACAACGUGUAGUCUAGCUUUUGAAUCAGAAAUUAGUGAUAAUAAAACUCGUUUAAUCAGUAGGUGUUAGCGUUGUAAUGUAAAGCCUUCUGUAGUACCAACUGCUACUCAUUUUACUAGCGUGCUUGUUGGAUCAAUUGUAUAAUAUCAGUCAGUCCAAACUUGUCAUGUUAAUGGUGUAGCUUUCAAGGCUGCAGCAGUACAAUAUCUGCCUAACCAUCCUUGUCCUUUUUCUUUUUAUGUUUCUUUUUGUGUUUGUCUCCCAAAAUAAAAAUGCAAUCCUGUUUUUAAAUAUUUAUUUAAUUUUUUUUAUUUAUUUUUUUAUUUUUUUAGAAAAGAUGAUAAAACAAGCCAAAGCAUUGGUAUCCUAAGUGAGCUGUUCUGUCCAUUAAAUAAAAACUGCUUGUCCUCGUGACUUGGUGCUACUGGAUGGCUUACUGCGUUGAUUAAUUUGGUUUCUGUAUGUUUUUUCUGUGUUGAUUAUGUGUGCAUAUCAGAUGACUAGAGUGGCCCAGGCGUUACAGUACUACACUAGCCUGACUCAAGGCUUUGUUUUCCGAGCCACUAAACCCGCUGGGGCCCGCGCUGCCUUCAAAAGGGGGAUUGUGACCGGGAUCGUAGCUGCUGAACCUUCCAAGAUGGACACCUUGUCUCUUUUUUUUUUCUUUUUUUUUUUCUUUGUUUUACUUGUUUAUUUGUUUUUUUUUUCUCUGACAUUGUCCCUUGUUUGCCAUUAGAAAAGCCUGUUGCAUAUUCAUUGUGUUGGUUUUUUUCCAUUUUUGUUUGUUUGUUUUUUUUUUUUUUUUUUUUUCUUGUUUUGUUCCCCAUUCCCCCUCUUCCCCCCAUUCCCCCCCUCUUUAUGCAGUUGCACUCUUUCGCGUAUCUCUCUAUGCUGUCCAGGUUGGCGUCCAGUAUUGGAGGGGAUUUGAACACGGUAUACAGGCAGCUGCGACUGGCGAUUUACCUCUCUCUCAUAUUGUCUUUUUUGAUUUCUCAUUCUCUCUCUCUUUCUUUCUUACUUUCUCUCUCUGUCUGCUUCCUCUGUUCUCACUCUCCCUCUUUCUCACAUUUCUGCAUUGAUAUGGUCAUGGUUUCACUUUGACUUUAGGGUCCUGUGCAAUACCCAGAAACACUCCUUCAGUUUACUGUUAGGGUGUAGAUAUACUGUAUAGGCUUUGUGAUUUCAGUUUCAUGAUCAGGGCUGAGAAAGUUACAGUAAAGAAACCGCCUCAUGUAUUGCAUUGUCAUCAACUUGGACGUGCAGUUAAGCAGAAUACAUAUUUUUUCAAGUUAAGCUGAAUACAUUUUUUCCCCAGUAUUUUUUUUCUUUAUAACUUGGGGCUACUUUAAGGAGAAAUCCGGUGUGAAAUGGACUUGGGUUGUAGUGAAACAUGAUAACGAAUACAAAUCUUUGUUGAAUACCCCAUCUCCAGUCACCUCCAGCAUUCCAAAAUACAGCACUGCUCCCAACAGGCUUACAAUGCUAGUGAUAUGGGCAUAGCAUUGCCCAUACAAAGAAAUGGCUAUUUUACCCCAUUAAAAAGCUCAAAGUAGCUCCACAAUCCAUUGAUAGAAUUCUGAGGGCCCUGGCAUUUAAAACUUAAAUUAACAUGUUUCACUACACUCCUAGUCCAUUUCACACCGGAAACCCAUCUAUACCAUUUUUCCACCCCCUAUUUAAAUACUCCAAUUCUAGCAAUUCAUUUAAAAGAUUAGAGUCGUAAGUCGUAAGUGUAAGGCAUGCCCUUAAUAUGCCCUUAAUAGAGUCUCAUUAAGACUAGAGUAAUAUGUUGGGAUUAAAAACAAGGAAGCUUCUGGUUUUCCGUUUUGGCCAAUUUUUAGAGUUUCUACCUUUUUUUCUGGGGGGAAGGGGAUUUUUGAAAGACACUUAAAAUGUUCUUCUCUUCUGUAUCUGAUGUUCUGUGUGCUAUUAGUGAUGCAGCCAACAUGAACGGUUGUCUUGUGUUGCACACCCUUUCCAACACUGCGACACGAUCACCCCAGGGAGAAAAGCGCCCAUGCUUGAUAUCGUAUGGUUCAUGACCAUUAUGUUUCCAGUACAGGAAAGAUUCCUGAGGAGGCAAAGGCACUCUCCCUUCUGGCACCUGCUGCACCGGUCGCCAGCUUGAUGCCCGGUGGAGGAUUGCUGCCCAUCCCGACUCCUGCCCCGCUACAGAAUGACACAAUCUCUUUUCAGCUUGGUCUGCCACUGCCUGCUCGGGGGCCACUGGCAGCUGGACUGGAGUCUUCAGUGGCAGCACUAAGCGCAGUGCCCGCCCAGGUUCCCAUCAUGGGCAACGUGGACCCCUCCAAAGUUGACGAAAUCCGGAGGACUGUCUAUGUUGGCAACCUGAAUUCUCAGACCACAACAGCUGAGCAGCUGCUGGAGUUCUUUAAGCAGGUUGGGGAGGUGAAGUUUGUACGGAUGGCAGGAGAUGAGACACAGCCCACACGCUUUGCAUUUGUGGAGUUUGCCAACCAGGAGUCUGUAUCUAGAGCUCUCGCCUUCAAUGGAGUUAUGUUUGGAGAUAGACCUUUAAAGAUCAACCAUUCUAACAAUGCCAUAGUGAAGCCUCCAGAGCUGACGCCUCAGGCUGCAGCUAAAGAGCUAGAAGACGUGAUGAAGAGAGUGAGGGAGGCUCAGUCCACCAUUGCAGCAGCUAUCGAGCCAGAACACAAGAAUUGCUCAUCCAGCAGAUCCAAGCGCUCUAAAAGGUCCCUUUCCAGAUCUCGUUCACGUUCCCGUUCCUACUCAAGAAAACGCUCAAGAUCCAGACACAGGGGCAGGCCAUCACAGAGAUCCCGGCUAAGAAUGAACGACUCACGCAGCUCACACAAGAGACACUCACGAUCCAGAGACAGGAGACCCAGCCGCUCACGUUCCAGGGACAGACGGAAAGAUAGGGAUGGGAAGACCAGAAAAGGAGAUGAUGGUGAUGACCGGAGAAAAGACAAAAAGGGGAGAACUCCUCUGAAAAACUAUGGCCGGCCUCACAGAUCCCGAAGCACUAGCAGGGGACACAAAAGGAGAAGUAGAUCUCGCUCUAGAUCCCCAAGAAAGAAAGCAAAGUCUCCUUCACCAAAGAGAGGAAAGAAAGAGAAGAAGAGGGAGCGUGUGCGGGACAGCAGCCGGGAGCGGAGGAGGAGGUCAACAUCCAGGAAGAGGGGGAGUAGAGACUACAACAUGGAGGAGCAAAAAGCCAGAACUGUGAAGGUUGAGAAACAGUACGAGGAGAGGGAUUAUGAGAGUGAAGCUGAGGGCUCGGAUUCAGCCGCCAGUGAGGAUCUGUCUCCUCGAGCUCAUCACAAUGGCAGCUACAGCAGCACACACGGAGAGGAGGAGGAACUGUCCACUACAGAGUGACCAGGCUGAAACUCAUAUCCAGCUGACCUGGGAACAGCCGCUAAAGCAGGAUUUCCACUGUGGAUAUGGAGUUCAGAACAGCUGGUCUUAAGAAAUCUGCCUAAAGAAGAAUAUAAAGUGUAACAUAACCUGGAUUUUAAUAUCUGUGCUCCUCUACAACAGUGCUUUCUCCAGCUUCCUUACCAGAAUGGUCAGAAACAGCCUUUUUUAAUGUUGUUCCGUUACAGAUUUUGAAAUAUGGACCUGAUGUGUGAUGCUUAGUGUGAGAGCUUUAUUGAGAAGAUAAUACCUGUGUCUAGUUUACAGCUUUUUGUUGUUGUUUCCUUUUUUUUUCCUCCACAUGCAAAAAUUCGGUCUGUGUAUGAUCUACGUUGUGUAUAGCCGUAGAAAAAAAAACACUUGGACAUUUUUUAAUGGCUGAGUUUUAUUAUUCCUGCCCUUCAUAUUAAAAUACAGAGCCAUAAUUACCUGUACAAGAGACAUCAUGGAGUCUACACAUUUCUAUAUUUUUUGUGUACUGUGGAUAACUAAGGAUUAUGUGCCCUUAAGACAGGGUUUGACUUUUACAGAAAUUCAGGACUACAGGAGAACUGUGUGGGGGAAUAAAACACCCCAUAGUAUGUAAAAAAGUGCCUGGAAUAAGAAAGAAAUUGAUUGAUUGUAAGCAGAAUAUUAAAUAUAGUAAAAGACGAUAUACUGUAUAGAUAUAUAUAUAUAGAUAUAUAUACUGUAUAACUUGGUAACAAAGCUGGUAAAUAAGUGCUUUUUUCUUUUUUUGUAUUUUAAACAUUUUUCCUAAACCAGUGAUUGGGAAUGAUCGCAUGUAUACUCUAUAUGGACAAAAGUGUUGGGACACCUGCUCAAUCAAUUUCUUCCAAAUAUUUCUUCCAAAAACCAAGGAUCUAAAUUUUGAGGCAUUGCUGUAAAGUUUUGAUUGCAUUCAGUGUUUAAAGAUACAUAAUGACCCAUAAAAAUAUUGGAUCGAGCACCAUCGACCUCCAUCUUUCCAGCAAACCCAGUUUAUUCCACUGCUCCACAGCUCCGUGCUGGUGGUGGGCUUUAUACCCUUCUACCCCCCCUCUGGCACAGUGCCAAAAGGUUAAAAUGGUCCAAUUAUACAGGUAAUACUUCUCUACGGGGACUAGACAAGCUGUGUAAAAGGACAGUCCACAAACUUUUGGACAUAUAGAGCAUGUGUACUUUAACUUUCUGUACAAAAAGUGUUCAAUAUUGAUUCAUACGACCAGAUUUACAAUUUGUGGUGUUUUUUUUCUAUGCAUUAUAAACAUGCAGGUCUUCAAGCAUUGGCUCAUAAAGACUUCCUGUACAUUUGACUGUAAUACUGUAAAACAUUUGGAGUUACAGAUGUACGUUAGUGAGCUUCAAGAAGCUUCUGAAUGUUAUUUAUUCUUUUAUAAUGACCGUUUUCUUUUGUUUGUUUUUUUGUAGACUUAAUGCACAUUUAACUGUUGGAACUAAUAUGGAAAAACUUCAGAACACAAAAUAGCUAUUCCUGAACUAUACUGUUUGGUGAAGUGUGAUUCUGUGGAUAUAUUUAGCUUAUUUUUGAAAACCCAAUGUAUAACUGGAUACAUUAGAUUUUCCCUACCAAAUAAACAUUAAAGAGGGUCUGCCUCAACUGAA
Molecule: messenger RNA, 5354 nt
Organism: Astyanax mexicanus (Mexican tetra)
Lineage: Eukaryota; Metazoa; Chordata; Actinopteri; Characiformes; Acestrorhamphidae
Gene: srek1
Product: splicing regulatory glutamine/lysine-rich protein 1
Exons: 11
Coding region: 2379-3710 (443 amino acids)
Cellular component (GO): nucleoplasm
Molecular function (GO): RNA binding
Source: RefSeq, a predicted model, not a curated record